CUCGUUCUCGAAGUUGGCCCGAUCAAGAAGAGGCGGUGCGAUGCGAAUGCGCUCUCUCUCUGGGCAGUAGCGCCAUCUCGUUUCUUUCAGUUAGGGAAAGAUGGCUUCCACAAGGAGAAACAGAGCAAUGGCAAUCGAGAAACGUAUUCGUGCAGCGACCUCAAGUAGGAACCUGAAUUUGGGAAGUUCGGGUCAUGGAAUCAGUCGAUGUGAGGGUGAAGUUGGCGAAUUUGGAUGUUGUUAUCGCCGAGCAUUGAUGAGGAAUCAUGAGAAUUUUAGAAAGAGUAGGGCACCUUCUAGGUUUAUGUUUUAUAAAGAUUGUCAAUGGAAUGACUACCCAGAUGAGACUCUAAGUGUCUUGAAAGAUGGAUUUGUGAAUGGGAGAGCUGCAGUGUACCUAGAGACGGACGGUGGCUGCUUCAUUGUUGAUUUCCUGCGGAUGUUUGAGGUCGACCUGGGACAGGGGUCUCAUAGAUCGGUUGCUUGGAUUGAUGUAGAAGGACACUGUUUCUUCCCUGAACUAUUUUCAGAAGAAGGUUCUGGGGAGAGUUGCGAUUCGGAUCCUAACAUGGAAAUCCAGUUGAGAGUUCGUCGUGAAGCUGAUGCUCUUGAUGCGGCUGAAUCUGACGCUGUAAUGCCUACUCCAAGAGAAGAAUUGCAAUCAGCACCAUAUGAGUCUCGCGUACAAGGUGGUGUCUCUCCUGAUUUGGUUCCACAAAACGUUCCCUCCCUGAAAGGAUUGCUGUUGAGAUUGAAAGAAACUGACAGGGCGCAUAACAUAGUUAAGAAUGUAUUCCUUAGAGGAAUGAGAAACUCGUCGUCGAAGGCCUAUGUCACUGCUGUAUAUAGAUGUUGUACGGGGGCUCGUCUUCAAGAUUUUAAGAGGAUGGCGGAAAGAACAGAGGCUGCUCGUGGGCAUGCUAAUGUAAGAUACGCUUGGUAUGUAACUACAGUGAAGGAUGCAGGCAAAAUUGUAAUGCAUGGUUUUGGGAAGUCCAAUCUAUGUUGGGGGCCUGGAUCUUUUGGCAUUGGCAUCAAUCUGUUUCCUGCAAGUUGUUCAUAUUUGAGUGCAUCCGCAGCAGAAACUGAUAUUAAUGGUGACCAUCACAUCAUACUAUGUCGCGUGAUAAUGGGUAAUGUUGAGGAAGUUCAGUUUGGAUCUGAACAAGCCUGUCCGAGCUGUGACGAGUUUGAUAAUGGUGUGGAUGAUGCCUUGAAUACAAAGAGGUAUAUUUUGUGGAGUACUAAUAUGAAUUCGCAUAUUCUUCCCGAGUGUGUUUUGACUUUCAGGGAUUAUCUUCACCCGAAAGGAGCUGGAAGCACCAGAAAAUCAAUGGAAGAGACAUUUCACAAUUGUGCAGCACCGUAUGGUGAUCCUAAUGGAACAAAUGCAGCUUUGGAACAUAAUAAUAUACGAUAUUCAGCUCGGAGAUCGAAGAUGUCAUUUCCGUUUCUGUUUGCCGAAUUAGAGAAGUCAAUUCCCUUCCCUAAGACCAAAGCUUUGGACUUCUUAUAUAAUGGUUACAAGGCUGGGAAAAUCCGCAAGAAUAUUUUCAUUGCAAAAGUGAGGUCAAUUGUUGGUGAUCGGCUGCUGGUUUCAACAAUCAAGAGCAUCACGAGACAAAGCUGAAUGGAAGUUUGUGGAAUAGGUUGCUCUUCUUUCUUUCUGUGGCAGCUAGGGAAUCACGGAGAUGGAGACACUGAGCUGCUGGUCCUAAAGGAGAAAUUUGAGAUAAGAGGGUCUUUUGCCUUCUUUUUGUUUUCUUUCUUGUUUUCUUCCGUCUGGAACUUUGAGAUCUCCAAAUGCGUGAAGAAUGAAGAAAAGCAGCUAAUCGUCUUAGUGCAUUUCUCAUUGGAUGUAAUAGGGGAAGUACCAUAUCAUCGCUGGUCCUUUUGAGGUGUGUGUAAACCAGUGUGUGUGUGAGCAACAAAAUAUAAAAAUGAAGAUUGAAGAAGAAUAAUUUUGAUUACUGUAA
Molecule: messenger RNA, 1976 nt
Organism: Nymphaea colorata (pocket water lily)
Lineage: Eukaryota; Viridiplantae; Streptophyta; Magnoliopsida; Nymphaeales; Nymphaeaceae
Product: probable inactive poly [ADP-ribose] polymerase SRO3
Exons: 7
Coding region: 101-1630 (509 amino acids)
Molecular function (GO): NAD+ poly-ADP-ribosyltransferase activity
Source: RefSeq, a predicted model, not a curated record